AUGGAGAGAGACGGAACGAAGGAAACCCGGCGCACCCGCAAGAGUACACCUCUUGGAAUGGAAUCUUUCUACGUCUCCUUAUCGACACGCGGGGCUCUGGAGCGUGUCUUCGGUUUCGACUCGAUCCUGUGGACGACCGAGGAUGAUGAUACGAUGCAUCAGAAAUUCGUGGCAUGCCGCUCUCUCGGAGAGGAGAUCAAACAAAAGUUGGCCAAUCAGUCCUCGCCCAUCACUCCAUGCAAAUGCCAGUGCUUCGCUCAGAGAGAACGGCACGGAGCCGGGGAGAGAAGCGAGGACAACCAAUGUCAAAGUAGUGGAGAUCCUGGGCUGGAUUACUUACAGAAACGCCUGAGCCAAACUCACGAUACCAAAAACAUGAAUACCAUGUUGAAACUAUUUCGAACCCUGUUGGACCAAAUGCAAGUAAACCAGAGCCUCGAGUUAUUCCAGCCGGCCACCCACGACCGGAUACCAGACGCCAUCCGGUCCCUGCUGGCCACGCGCUACAAGGCCGCCACCGUCGGGAAGCUCUGCGACGCCCUCGAGGCCUUCCGGGAGGCAGUCGCGGCGAGCCUGGCCCUGCAGCAAGAGAUCCCGACCGCCGCUCUCGAGACGCUCCGGGCGCAGAUCAAACACUGCCGGAAAAUCAGCAGGAAAGGUGGGAACCGCCACGCCUACAUAUGCCCCCUCUGCGGCCUGGCCAUCCCAAACGGCAGGCUCUUCGACCACUGCAAAUCCAAGAAGCAGCAGCUGACCCACCCUCAUCGCUCCAACCUGAUCAUCAUGCAGUUCACCCAGAAAGCGCUGGGACGCCUCCACAAGACCCCGUGGACCAAGGACGAGAUGAAACGGAGGAAGCGGGAGUGGCCGUGCAAGGUGUGCGGCAAGGAAACGAAGGACGUCAAGAAGCACAUCGUCAAGAACCACGAAGACGACCGAAGGAAGGCGGCUGAAUUGGCAGCAUUGUCCAUCGUGGAACAUCUUCAAAAGUUGGCCAAUCAGUCCUCGCCCAUCACUCCAUGCAAAUGCCAGUGCUUCGCUCAGAGAGAACGGCACGGAGCCGGGGAGAGAAGCGAGGAGGACAAGCAAUGUCAAAGUAGUGGAGAUCCUGGGCUGGAUUAUUUACAGAAACGCCUGAGCCAAACUCACGAUACCAAAAACAUGAAUACCAUGUUGAAACUAUUUCGAACCCUGUUGGACCAAAUGCAAGUAAACCAGAGCCUCGAGUUAUUCCAGCCGGCCACCCACGACCGGAUACCAGACGCCAUCCGGUCCCUGCUGGCCACGCGCUACAAGGCCGCCACCGUCGGGAAGCUCUGCGACGCCCUCGAGGCCUUCCGGGAGGCAGUCGCGGCGAGCCUGGCCCUGCAGCAAGAGAUCCCGACCGCCGCUCUCGAGACGCUCCGGGCGCAGAUCAAACACUGCCGGAAAAUCAGCAGGAAAGUUGCCAAGACGCAGAGAAGCGUUUUGUGGACCGAACAGACGAAAAAUCUGCCCAUCAUCCGCGAGGAAACGCGAAAGCUCCUCUCCGACAAGCGCAUCAAAGACGACGUCACGAAAAUCACAGGAAUGGAAACCCCCAGCAGGCCCGACGCCCUCCGUCUGAGGCGGAUCCUCACGUCCCUGAUGGUGAUCACAAACGGCCAUCGAAGCGGGGUCAUCGAGAACAUGCGCCUCAAAGAAUACCGGGAGAUGGAACAGUGGGAUCACGAAUUCUCAGUCAUCCGUGUGUUGAACCACAAAAAGGUUUCCGACGGUCCCGCCAACGUCUUCAUGGGGAACGAGAUGAGAGCGGCCGUGGAGUUUUACGUGAGGACCUGCCGUCCCCUUUUCUCGGACGACGUGCGCAAGCACAACAUCGCGCUCACCGAGCGCGACGCAUCCCGGUUUACGAACAAGACUCAUUCCGACCGACAUAGGGACAGUGAGCAACGAGGUGACAGUGAGCAACGAGGUGGGAUGGGGGGCCAUCAGUUCAGAGACUGCAUGCACCGUGAGCACGGCGGCCUCCAAGCUCUCAUGGGGAUCAUGGCGUGCACUGAAGAAGACAUCCGGGAGUUCGCCUACGUGGACAUGGGCCAAUUUCCACAUGACUUCGGCAGUAAGAUUGGAAUCAUUAUUCCACUUGAGAAGGAACAUAAGUAG
Messenger RNA from Darwinula stevensoni, 2145 nucleotides. The record is from the annotation of a GenBank genome assembly. NCBI's taxonomy places the organism in Eukaryota, Metazoa, Arthropoda, Ostracoda, Podocopida, Darwinulidae.